AAGUACGAGUGGUGUCGAAUGGACAGAGUGCGACCCACGGCAAGACAAGACAAGAUAUCAGGCCCAGCAACAAGGAUGRCCACYAAUAACCCCAUAUCGAUUUCUCUGUCGUCGUCCCGAGGCUGGAAAAAGGCCGAACGCGUCACGAAGGACGUCGCACCCACGAAGAUCCGUUCGGCAAAGGCCGUCGGCACCACGAGACAGAACGACGAGUGCUCCGGCAGUGGUUCCGAUUCGGAUUCGGAUUCCGGCCCAUCCCUGCCGCGUUCCCACCAAUCGACGAACUCGAGGCAAAACCGAUCGGAGAGCCUCGUCGGCCACUGCUCGGUCUGUGGGGAAAACGAGGCCCGCUAUACGUGCCCACGGUGCAGCAUUCCGUAUUGUUCCGCCGAAUGYUACCGCAGCCACACGAGCGGCGAAACCGGCACCGCCCACUCCUGCACCGAGCGUUUUUUUCGGGAAAAAGUCGCCUCGCUGAUGAAACUCGAAUCCCUGGAGCRCARGGGGGAGACGCACCGGGCGCUGAACCGAUACCACCACGAUUGCCACUACCAAACCAAUCCGCUCGAGGAAGAACCGGUGCACAAAUCGCCCGGGGGGCGGCAGCACGCCGGCGACGAGGAUCUGUACGACCUGCACCGGCUGCACUCCGAGCUCGAGGCGCUGGAAAACGACGGGGAAGAACUCUCGCGGAGGGAGCUCGCGCGCAUUUUGCCCCCCGCCCUGAGGGCCGUGUUCGAAAACGAUCUGCGAAGCGGCCGGGUGCGGGCCGAYAUGGUGCUGGAUCGGUGGCACCCCUGGUGGCGGCGCGACUUUGUGGACGGUUCGAACGAAACCGGAGCCGACCAGAGCGAUGGCCGGCGGGGAGCGGGGAUCGACGACAGGGAGGACGGUGCCGUUGCUUGCAGCAGAACCCUGGACGAGCGGCUCCUACGUGUGCCCGGGUUUGCGGGUUUUGGAAGGAAAGACAACCACAAAAGCAACAACGACGUGCUGUUUUUCAACCUCUUGGACAUACUCUGUGCAACCUGUCGAACGCUUCGAAUGUACCAUGGGGUGGAAAACGCAUCCCAACAGGCCCCCGUGGAAGCCGCCACGACCUUGAUCGCAGCGUCGUCGGUCCUGGCCAACGACACUCGUUUCGCCGCACUGUCUCAAGUAUUGGAUCAUCACUACUAUUGCACCAUGGGGCCCGGACAUGGAACCAUUGCGAAGAUGGAUCCCAAGGRGGAAAUAAUCGAACCUGGUGAAUCUACUUCGAACAAACAGCCCAACACUGCCGGUUGGUAUGUUUGCAUGGAAGACACUGCCUCGCUUGUAACAUCACCGCGUUUGGUAGGAAGAGCAAUACUGGAAGCAUGUGACGUAUUGAAGGCAGCCGCCAAAGAGCUGAAAACGAACAGGGUCAGCACCAAGGUUCYGAACAACAGUACUAGCACCAAUGYCACCMCGAGCGCGUCGAAGGAGGCGAACGAGAGWUACGACAACGAGACUAAGCUCUACCAGAUCCGUCGUCUCCGAAAGAAGCUCCAGUUCUACCUAUCUUGGGCGUUGCAUCGCCCGAGCGCCGCGAACAGCUACCUAGGAGUUCAUGCGAAAGAAGAAAUCGUGGCUUGGAUCAACGAGAGGAAACAAAUGAUCACCGAAUACGAAUGUGGCGAGUGGAACACCAAUGACAACAACAUCGAACAUUGCGGUGGUGUUGGUGACACUACCAUCACAACUUUGAAUUUUCCUGCCUCUGCAGCAUCUGGUACAACUCGUUCUAUGUUUCAACUCAACUCGCUACAUAAUGGCGACAAGGAACACUCCUCGCCUGCCGAAUCCAUCACGGAUCAACCGUUCAUGAUCGAAGUGCAGAGCCGGCGGAGACAAUAACGAAAACCACAAAAAGGGACA
Molecule: messenger RNA, 1899 nt
Organism: Pseudo-nitzschia multistriata
Lineage: Eukaryota; Bacillariophyta; Bacillariophyceae; Bacillariales; Bacillariaceae
Source: the annotation of a GenBank genome assembly